This is a messenger RNA of Gopherus flavomarginatus (Mexican gopher tortoise), 855 nucleotides long. Its product is annotated as olfactory receptor 11A1-like. The transcript has a single exon. The record is from RefSeq and is a predicted model, not a curated record. Lineage: Eukaryota; Metazoa; Chordata; Testudines; Testudinidae. Gene Ontology annotation, molecular function: olfactory receptor activity; G protein-coupled receptor activity. Gene Ontology annotation, cellular component: membrane. Bases 1 to 855 code for a protein of 284 amino acids. Gene Ontology annotation, biological process: G protein-coupled receptor signaling pathway.
AUGGCUGGGAACAUCCUCAUCAUUGUUUUAAUUGUGGCUGAUCAACACCUGCACACCCCCAUGUACUUCUUCCUGGGGAACCUGUCCUGUUUGGAGAUCUGCUAUACCUCCACCAUUCUGCCCAGGAUGCUGACCAGUCUCCUUACAGGGGGCAGAACUAUUUCUAUUAUCGGCUGCAUCAUGCAAUUUCAUUUGUUCAGCUCCCUGGCAGCUGUAGAAUGUGCUCUCCUAGCAGUGAUGUCUUAUGAUCGAUACUUAGCAAUAUGUAAACCCCUGCACUAUGCAGUGCAGAUGAAUGGCAGUUUGUACCUCCAGAUGGCAUCUUUGUCUUGGAUUAGUGGCUUCCUGGCUAGCACUGUCACAAUGUCUUUGUUGGCACAGUUCACUUUCUGCGGCCCGAAUGAAAUUGAUCAUUUCUUCUGUGAUUUCACCUCUUUGAUCAAACUCUCUUGCAGUGACACCAGCCAGAUGGAACUUGUGACCUUCAUACUUUCCUCCAUCUUCAUCUUUCCCGCAUUCCUAUUAACUGUUAUGUCCUACAUUUCUAUCGUUGCCUCCAUCCUGAGAAUCCCUUCCACAAUGGGGAGGCAAAAGGCCUUUUCCACCUGCUCCUCUCACCUCAUUGUGGUGACAAUUUUCUAUGGGACCUUAAUGAUUGUCUACAUGCUACCAGAUAGCGCUACAGUGGGAAACCUGAACAAAGUGUUAUCUAUCUUCUACACAGUCCUGACUCCCAUGGUCAACCCCCUCAUUUACAGCCUGAGAAACAAGAAGGUGAACAGGGCCCUGAGGAAAGCUCUUGUGAAAUGUGUGCCUUUUCCACAAAAAUCAGUAAAGACAAACUCGAUUUGCUAA